This is a messenger RNA of Bipolaris maydis ATCC 48331, 975 nucleotides long. Its product is annotated as 60S ribosomal protein eL6. The record is from RefSeq and is a predicted model, not a curated record. Gene Ontology annotation, molecular function: structural constituent of ribosome; RNA binding. NCBI's taxonomy places the organism in Eukaryota, Fungi, Ascomycota, Dothideomycetes, Pleosporales, Pleosporaceae. Gene Ontology annotation, cellular component: cytosolic large ribosomal subunit; ribosome. Gene Ontology annotation, biological process: cytoplasmic translation; ribosomal large subunit assembly.
UCACCACCGACCAGCACUAACGACCACAGCGAAACGAAAUGGCGGCCACACAAGAGGACACGAAGCCCACCACCAAGAAGUUCUCCAAGGGGGAGAGGUCGAUACCGCACCACAGCCAGAAGGCCAGCAAGUACUACCCUGCUGAGGACGUUGCCGUCCCCAAGAAGGCCCGCAAGACUGUCCGCCCUGCAAAGGUUCGCCAGUCUCUCCAGCCCGGUACCGUCGUCAUCCUCCUUGCUGGUCGCUUCCGCGGCAAGCGCGUCGUUGUCCUCAAGCACCUUGCCCAGGGUGUUCUCCUUGUUACCGGUCCCUUCAAAGUUAACGGUGUUCCCCUCCGCCGAGUAAACGCCCGCUAUGUCAUCGCCACCUCCACCAAGGUCGACCUUGCAGGCGUAGACGAGAAGGUCAUCGAGAAGGCCAGCCAAGACGGCUACUUCACCAAGGACAAGGCCCCCCACAAGCCUGGCGAGGACGCUUUCUUCAAGCAGGGCGAGAAGCCCGAGAAGAAGGAGACCUCCAAGGACCGUGUCGAGGACCAGAAGGCCAUCGACAAGGCCCUCCUGGCCACCAUCAAGAAGGAAGCCCACCUCGCGGACUACCUCGGUGCCAGCUUCAGCCUCCGCAGCUCAGACAGGCCUCACGCGAUGGUCUUCUAAGCGACGGAUAACGAUCGGGCAUUCGGCGUUCAGUGCAUGGGAUGAAAGAUGACUUCGGCAUACUGCAGCCGUACUAGCGAGGAUCAAGAACCGCAGCGGCAGGGCAGCCAAUUUUUUUCAUGGAGGAUACCGCCAAGGCAUUUACCAUAAGACUUUAUAACGAGCAAGCGAAUCUGAGACGGUCCAGAAGUGAACAUUUGGUCUCCGCUUGCGUGAUGUCAUAGUUGGGCGUUCAAUGGGCGCGGUACAUACAGGGCGGUAAUCGAGUACUGAUGCAUGAAAUAGAGUUACAGACACAUUGACAUUGUUCGACCGAUGA